AUGAAGGCUAUAGUAAUCACAAGCCCAGGUGGGCCGGAGGUGUUGCAGUUGAAGGAAGUGGAAGACCCAGAAAUCAAAGAUGACGAAGUUUUGAUCAAAGUUUCAGCCGCUGCUGUGAGCAGGGCAGAUACACUUCAACGCCAGGGGAAACACCCUCCUGCUAAGGGCGACAGUGAGUAUCCGGGUCUGGAAUGCUCCGGAACUGUUGAAGCUGUGGGGAAAGAUGUCACAAGGUGGAAACUUGGUGAUCAGGUCUGUGCUCUUAUUGGUGGAGGGGGUUAUGCUGAAAAAGUAGCUGUGCCUGAAGGACAAGUACUACCAGUUCCACCAGGCGUGUCUUUGCAAGAUGCAGCUAGUUUUCCUGAGGUUACUUGUACUGUUUGGUCAACUAUCUUCAUGAUGAGCCACUUAUCAUCUGGGGAAACUCUCCUGGUGCAUGGAGGUUCAAGUGGAAUCGGUACAUUUGCCAUUCAAAUUGCUAAACAUUAUGGGGCUAGAGUAUUUGUCACAGCAGGCAGUCUGGAAAAACUGGUUGCUUGUAGGGAUCUUGGGGCAGAUGUUGGUAUCAAUUACAAAACUGAGGAUUUUGUGGCACGUGUCAAGGAAGAAACGGGGGGCAAAGGUGUGGAUGUUAUAUUGGACAAUGUUGGAGGGCCAUAUUUCCAGCGAAAUCUAGACAGCUUGAGUAUUGGUGGGAGGCUGUUCAUUAUCGGAUUUAUGGGUGGGACCUUAACCGAAGUAAACCUUUCGGGUAUACUUGCUAGACGGCUUACAGUGCAGGCUGCUGGAUUGCGAAGUAGAACGAAGCAGAACAAAUCUGAAAUUGUCAGUGAAGUGGAGAAGAAUGUCUGGCCUGCAAUUGCUGCGGGGAAGGUGAAACCUGUAGUUUAUAAGUACCUUCCACUUGAUCAAGCAGCUGAAGCUCACCGGCUGAUGGAAAGCAGCCAGCAUAUUGAUCCUACUCAGUGCUUCCUAGCAGAAAAUCAUACCUUAUUCAUGGCUGCCAAAUUCUUGUAUUCGUUGGGAUUUGUCAUCCUUUUUCUUCUGUCUUUGUCCUUCUCUUCUUACUCUUGUUUUGAUCACCAAAAACAAUCUCUUCUUCAUUUUAGAUCCCUCUUGCGCAGUGCUACUAACUCCAGCUUGUUAGAAGACUGGAAUUCCACUUCUCAGUGUUGCCAUUGGGAAAGAAUUAUUUGCUCCUCCACAAGCCCAUUUACGGUUACUGAACUGCAUCUUAAUUCUUUACACACCAAAGGGAAUUCCACUGUUUCUUCCUACGUCCUGACUCCCCUUUUUCAUAUAACAUCUCUAACGUUGCUUGAUAUAUCUUUUAAUUUUUUUCAAGGUGGAAUUCCAGCUCAAGGCUGGGAUAAUCUUACCUCAUUACUCUAUCUUGAUAUGAGUCAGAACUUUUUCAAUGGCAGCAUUCCCAAACAGCUUUAUCACUUGAGAUACCUCACCUAUCUUAGCUUAUCAGCUAACAACAGGCUUUCGGGUUCUUUGAGUCCUGAAGUUGGAUACUUGCGAAGCCUCAUAACAUUAGAUUUGGAUUUCAAUAAUCUUGUUGGAACCAUCCCUAAGGAGAUUGGAAACCUCACCAAGUUGAGAAGUCUAUACCUAGAUAGCAAUGGCUUGUCUGGUCCAAUUCCAUCAUCAUUUUUUAACUUGACACAACUUCAAAACUUAGAUUUGCAUUAUAAUCAGUUGGAGCUACAAAUUCCAUCUUUUAUCGGGCGCUUACGCAGCCUAUCAAUUUUGGAUUUGAGCUCCAACAAGUUCAUUGGUGGAAUUCCAGUUUCAGUUUUGAACUUGACCCAACUUCAAGACCUGGAUUUGAGCGACAACCAAUUGUCACUGCAAAUUCCAGAAGACAUCGGGCACUUGACUAAUUUGUCCACUUUGGACUUGAGCAAGAACAAGUUCACUGGGAGAAUUCCCCCAUCCAUAUGGAAUUUGAGCAAGCUGGUGAAUCUUGUUCUUGAAGACAACUCGCUUUCUGGAGAGAUUCCAUCCUGGUUAUUCGAUAUUAAGACACUAAAUGUUUUAUAUCUUGGAGGGAAUAGAUUGACCUGGAAACAUAAUAACUCCAGAAUAGCUCCAAAGUUUACCCUUCUUGAGCUCUCUUUAAGAUCAUGUGGUUUAACAGGGAAAGUACCGCAGUGGAUUUCAUCCCAGAAAUAUCUUAGCUACUUGGAUUUGAGUAAGAACGAGCUCCAGGAGACAUUUCCGUUUUGGCUGGCAGAGAUGCAACUUUUGUAUAUGAUUCUAUCGGAUAACCACCUCGCUGGUGCUCUACCUCAGCAACUCUUCAAAGACACCUUGACAUUUCUUGAUCUGUCAAGAAAUAAUUUUUCAGGUGAGUUACCCGAAAACAUAGGAGAUGCUAAUCAAAUCAUAGUUCUUAUGUUAUCUGAAAAUAACUUUUUUGGGACCCUUCCCAGUUCUAUGUCUUAUAUGCAAUCUCUGGAACUGUUGGAUAUAUCAAAGAACAAGUUUUCUGGUGACACAUUUCCUGUAUUUGGUGAUGGGCUUGAGCUUGUUAAUUUCUCAUCUAAUGAGUUCUCCGGUGAAAUUCCAGCGACAUUCUCUAAGAGAACUAGAGUUCUUUUUCUGGGUAACAACAGAUUCGAGGGAGCCCUGCCUCGGAAAUUUAUCAACUUGAUCAACCUUGAACAACUUGAUCUUCGGAACAUUAAAAUUGAAGGAGAGUUUCCUAAGUUUCUUUCCAAAAUCUCAACGCUUCAGAUUCUGAGUCUAAGAAACACAUCCCUUCAAGGUCCUCUACCUAGUAACAUAGCCAAACUCAGUAAUCUUCGAAUUCUAGAUAUUUCCAACAAUAACCUCACAGGAAGCAUUCCACAGGAGCUUGGGAAUAUCACUGGAAUGAUUGAUGUACCUACUAAUGUUUCCAUUCUACAGUCAUACUCAACGGCGCCAUUUGUAGUUGAUGAAACCCCGAUUCACGUUUCUGAGUUAAUCGUAGAUUGGAAGAGAUCAAUGCUGGCAUUGCCAUCAGCUCCAGGCCGUGAUGAUGUAUAUUGCUUGCUGGACCUGUCGAAGAACAAGCUUUCUGGUGAAAUACCAACAGUAAUUGAUAACCUCAAAGGCCUGAAAAUCAUGAACAUGUCCUACAACGCUUUGUCGGGAAAAAUACCAUCUAGCUUUGGAGGCCUGUGA
This is a messenger RNA of Oldenlandia corymbosa var. corymbosa, 3177 nucleotides long. The record is from the annotation of a GenBank genome assembly. NCBI's taxonomy places the organism in Eukaryota, Viridiplantae, Streptophyta, Magnoliopsida, Gentianales, Rubiaceae.